Pseudocercospora fijiensis CIRAD86 is the source of this 1473-nucleotide messenger RNA. Its product is annotated as glycoside hydrolase family 47 protein. Gene Ontology annotation, biological process: N-glycan processing; carbohydrate metabolic process. Gene Ontology annotation, cellular component: endoplasmic reticulum; Golgi membrane. The annotation marks the transcript as partial. Gene Ontology annotation, molecular function: calcium ion binding; mannosyl-oligosaccharide 1,2-alpha-mannosidase activity. The transcript is spliced from 3 exons. NCBI's taxonomy places the organism in Eukaryota, Fungi, Ascomycota, Dothideomycetes, Mycosphaerellales, Mycosphaerellaceae. The record is from RefSeq and is a predicted model, not a curated record.
UCGAGGAAAGCAGAGGCCGUCAAAGAGGCGUUUAUGCAUGGCUACCUUGCGUAUCGAAAGUACGCGUUCGGCUUUGAUGAGAUUCAGCCUCUGAGCGCGAAUGGCACAAACAGUCGAUAUGGCUGGGGCCUGACGAUUGUUGAUUCGAUCGAUACAGCUAUCAUCAUGGGCUUGACAGAUGUCGUUCAGGAAAUGCUGCAGUAUAUCUCGCAGAUUGACUUUACGACCCCUGGAAACGGAGACGACCGAAUACAGCUCUUUGAGGUGAACAUCCGAUACAUCGGAGGCUUGAUUUCAGCAUAUGACUUGCUCAAAAGCGGCCAAUUCUCCAGCACAGGUCAAUACGAUGAGCAGCAGGUGGACGCUUUACUCGAUCAAGCCAAGAAGCUUACAGACAAGGUGGCCUAUGGCUUCAAUACGGCAACAGGUAUUCCAGCUGCAUUCGUCAACUUUACAACCAACGAACCAGUAUACAACACCUACACAGAUUCUGUCACCAAUGUCACCUACAAUUCUACAAAUGCUGCCAGCAUUGGCACAUUCAUUCUGGAAUUCGCACGUCUAUCAGAUCUUACAGGAAACAACACCUACCGCGAACUAGCGGAGCGUGGCAACAGCUAUCUUGUGGAUCCGUCGCCACCACCAGUCUUGUCAAGUCUUGUCGGCACAGAGUUUGAUGUCGACACAGGUAACAUGCUGACAUUCAAUGGCGGCUGGCAGGCUGGCGUUGACAGCUUCUUGGAGUAUCUGAUCAAGUAUUAUCAGUACGCGGUCACUGAAACGAGCACAGCAUACAAAGAAUUCUGGUUAGAUGCUACCAAGUCUACGAUCGAUAAUCUGGUCGUCCAUCCGUUCGGGCACCCGGAGCUGACAUUCGUCUCCUACCAGAGCCGCAACGGCUCGAUUGAAUGGUUUGCGGACGAUUUCUCGUGCUUUGCCGGUGGUGGCUGGUUGCUUGGUGGUGCGCUCCUUAAUAGACCAGAAAUAUCCCAGCUCGGUGCAGCCUGGACUGAUGGCUGUCACCACACUUACAACACCAGUACCACAGGUCUUGGUCCUUUAGCGUUUGGGUGGUUCAAUGAGAAGGGUGGAGCGUACGAUCCAAAACGUGUCAACGAUGCAGCAUACCAGAAGUCGCAAGCUGCGAGAGGAUACUUCCUGCCUGCAGGAGCGGAAAAUUGGUUCUCACGACCUGAACCUAUCGAAAGCUUGUUCUAUGCGCACAGAAUUACUGGUGAUCCUCGAUGGGCCGAGCAUGCCUGGAGUGUCUUCCAGGCGAUGAACGCCACAUCUCGUACGAAAAUUGCUUGGGCAGCUGUCGAUAAUGUGGACAUGCCAUAUGGUGGUAGCAUGAGUGACAAUCUCGACUCAUUCUUCUUCGCCGAAGUGCUGAAGUAUCUCUACCUGACCUUUGCCGAUCCGAAGGUCAUUAAUCUCUCGGAGUGGGUGUUUAACACUGAGGCACACCCUUUC